Molecule: messenger RNA, 4715 nt
Organism: Lampris incognitus (smalleye Pacific opah)
Lineage: Eukaryota; Metazoa; Chordata; Actinopteri; Lampriformes; Lampridae
Gene: gdap2
Product: ganglioside induced differentiation associated protein 2
Exons: 14
Coding region: 158-1648 (496 amino acids)
Source: RefSeq, a predicted model, not a curated record
UCUGUGGCUACACCGUCCAACGGCUGCAAUUGCUGGAAUGAGAACAAGGAUGCCACAUUGUCGUUUCUGCAUUUAAUUGCUUGGAUACCGCCUAACGUUAAGGACCCGCUGGCACAGCUCCUUGGAGAUUCGGUGUAAGCCUGUCCCAACACAAAAAAUGGAUCCUCUGGGAGCCCGCUCUCAGUUUGUUGAUAUCCAAACGCUCCCCAACUGGGAGGAGCAGGUGGAUCCUGAAGUGGCGGAGACCCCACACAGCUACAGUGACAACCUGGUCAGCCAGCAAGCCUUCCCCUCUCCCUUCCCCUUCCGACCAGACAUCAACAGGAAGAUCGUACUCUUCACCGGUGAUGUCGCCCUGCUAAACUGCACAGCCAUCGUCAACACUAGCAACGAGUCACUAAUGGACAAGAACCCAAUUUCAGACAGUAUUCACCAGCAUGCGGGGCCAGAGCUGAGGGAUGAGCUGCUCAAACUCAAAGGAUGCAGGACAGGUGAGGCAAAGAUGACCAAAGGCUUUAACCUGGCAGCAUGGUUCAUCAUUCACACAGUGGGACCAAAGUACAAGGCCAAGUACAGGACGGCUGCCGAGAGCUCCCUUUAUAGCUGCUAUAGGAACAUCUUGCAACUGGCCAUAGAGCAGUCCAUGGCCUCUGUAGGUUUGUGUGUUGUGAGCACACCCAAGAGAGGUUACCCACUGGAGGAUGCCACACAUAUCGCUUUCAGAACAGUGCGCAGGUUCCUGGAAAACCAUGGGGACACUAUUGAAGCGGUGGUGUUCGCGGUGUCAGAGAUAGAGGAGCCGGUGUACAGGAAGCUACUGCCUUUGUACUACCCUCGCUCUGAGGAAGAAGAGAGGGCCAGCCUGCCCCUCAUCCCCACCGACAUCGGGAACUCUGAGGGCGAACCCGUGGUCCCUGAAAGACAGAUCCGCAUCUCUGAGAAGCCGGGGAGCCUAGAAGACGACUCUGAGGAUGAGAGUCUGGAGUCAGCCUUGGGACAGGUGGGGAACCAUGCCUUUGCCAGGAUGGAGGGCGAUGUGGACAAACAGCGCAAAUUGAUCCUGCAGGGCCAGAUGUCCGAGGCAGCCAUGCAGAAACAACACCUGAGAAAUUAUAACCGCUGGCUAUGUCGAGCCAGAGCAGAAGACCUGUCGGACAUCGCUGCACUGAAGGCAUUGUAUCAAACUGGUGUGGACAUGUGUGGCAGGACAGUGAUGGUGGUGGUGGGGCGGAAUAUCCCUGUCACCCUCAUUGACCUAGAGAAGGCCCUCCUGUACUUCAUCCAUGUGAUGGACCAUAUCACGGUGAAAGAGUAUGUCAUGGUUUACUUCCACACACUGACCGGAGAACACAAUCACCUGGACACAGACUUCCUAAAGAAAUUGUAUGAUGUCGUGGAUGCCAAGUUUAAAAAGAACCUGAGGGCAUUUUACUUCAUCCACCCAACAUUUCGCUCCAAGGUCUCUACAUGGUUCUUCACAACCUUCAGUGUGUCCGGUCUGAAAGACAAGGUUCACUACCUGGACAACCUGCAGCAGCUCUUCACCUGCAUCAAACCAGAGCAGAUCGACAUCCCUCCCUUUGUGCUGGAGUAUGAUGGGCGGAUAAAUGGGCCUCACCAUGAUCCAUGCCAGUCCUCCAGUCUGUGACAGGAGACCAAUAAGUGCUCCACACAGAGAGGAGAAGGAUUGUCUAAUCGACUGCCAUAUUGCCGCUGCAGUUGUGAAAGCCAAGAUCCUGUCGCAGCCCUGAGCCAUAAUGGAGAAACUUCCUUCUGGUUUAUCGGCUGCAUUAUUUAGAAGGAAAUCCAGCUUCGGAAGAGUAGCUGAAAACCUCUGAAAGUGGCUUGAAGAACAGAAUAACUUUUAGCCGAAAGGACAAAUGUAAAAGCAACAGCCAAAACCUCACACCCACAAAAAGAUGAUUGUGGAGCUUAUAUGGCUUCUGGACUUCAACUGAUAGUAGGGUGUUGUUUUGUUGUUGGUUUUUUUUUUGUCAUGGUUUUGAUUUGGGGUUUUUUUAAUUUUCUUCCCAGAGAUCUCUAAAUGGGCAGCACUCGUUCAGUGUCCCUUGGACAGUUGCUGAAAGCAAUUUACAUGGUAUGGGGGGGUAACAGACCAACGCAGUUGUCUCAAAAAUUUUGAGGUCUUGCCAAACCAAGACCUCGGAAGUCCUCAAUGAAUUCAUGUCAACGAUCUCCUGACUGUAAAGAUGAUCCCUGUUUGGACCUCUCCCACCUUAUCAUAACUAGCCAUGCUGGACUCCAUGGACAGACUAUGGUACAAUUCAAGACUAAUCUACAAUGAGGUUUUCUAUCAGGACUGUUGACAAAAAUCAGUUGAUGGACAGCUUCUCUCCUAUGGCAGCGCCUCUGCAGACAUCAUUAGCCUUUGUUUGACCCGCCCAUUUUUACAAGUGCUUUUUUUAAACACUGUAAACUAUACUUACUUUUUGAGGGUCUUCCUGCCCAGCUGCAAUGUCUGUACAUGAGUAACAUGGGGGUGUAUUGUAGGACGAACAUUUUUGCUCUUGCUCCCUGGCCACUGGAUCUCGGGUGGCUCUCUGUCUGUGAAAGUCCAUGCUUCAUGUCUAAGUCAUUCAUUGCGGUUUUGUUUUCUCUCCUUGUUGCACAAGAAUCACUACAUCUUCAAUAUUUCUGUUUCCACACUUCAAAUGUGGGUCAAGUAAUGCACUCAGCCCUUUUUACCAUUUGAGUUUGAUUGCUUGGAGGGCAAGAUGGCGGAGGUCAAACUGCAGUAGGGCAAAUCCAAUAGAACUAAAUUUGUUGAUGGAAAGGACAAGUUAACUUUCGUUCCUAUAAUUACUUUAACACGCCACUACUCACACUGUUGUCAUAGUGUGACCUGAACCCCUCCUGUCUUGUGCUACCCCCAGUUUAAAACAAACAACUGUUUGCAGGUACUUUUUGACAUAGCGCUGUCACUAUCACAAGCAAAUUUACAUGCAAGUCGUUCUGCCCUGAAAGCAUAUGCAGAUUGUUUGUUUUGGAGCCGGCUUCACACACCUUCACUGCACAUUUUUCCACACACUACCGUGAUAGCAAGAUUCCACACGUCUUUAAAUCAUUUUACCUCUGCUGGCAAGAACCUGCGGCCAGAAAAUGCCUUACGCAGCCCUCCAAGGUUUAAGCGACUGUCCUUACUGACAUUUCAAUGAUUUAAAUGAAAUGUGCAAAUGUUUGGUUCUACUUUAGAGCUCGCGGUUAUCACCCCGUCUGUCGUCUGCCACGUGUCCAACCGUCAAGCCUUCCCCAGGCUUUUACCCGCGUUGUCAGCAAACGGCGUCUCGUAGAUCCAGAGCGACGCAGAUGGGGCAGGCCAGGAUGCUCGAGACACUUUAGAGAAAUCUUUCACCUUUUAAACUCUGAGGUCACUUUUUGCCUCUGAACCCCCAUCUUGUCCACCCACCAACAUAUGAGUUCAAAUGUGCAUUUUAUGCAGUUCAUUAUGGUUCGAUAAAAACACACACUUCAAGAAAUCAGUUAAUUUAUUAAGACUUUUUUUUUUUGCUUAACACAUGAGAUUGUUUCACUUGCUUUCAGUGAAUUCAGGAGAAUAUGUUUGAGCCGAGUGUAAUUUUCUUGAUACUAAGCAGAGCGGUCUGCCUUACUCUGUCUGCUUUCCAGAUAUUGACACGUGAUCCCAGAAGAUUUGUUUUUUUUAAACAUUUCCUGAAUGGCUUUGAGAGGGGGUGGAAGCGUCUCACCCCUGGUGUCAGAAUUGUUUGCUGCUUUUGAAAGAAAAAACACACACGAGUUUAACCGACUGAAGCGUAAUCUGUAUCUACAUAUUAAUCCCACCUUCUCACCAUCACCGAGCCCCUGCAUCACUGACGGCGUCCCUCCGGCUGUCUGCAUUAACGAAUGUAAGCCGGAGCGCAGUGAAACCUGCUCAGUGGUCAGCUCAAAUCAAUGAAGUCAUCAAUACACAACAGAUGUUCAAUACUGUGAUUACGUCAGAAUGUGCAUACAGUGUCAGAUGUCAACUCACUGAAAAUGUAUAUUUUCUUUUUUACUAUAUCAGUUUAGGGAAUUGAGGCUGGUUUCUACACGGUACAUUCUGGAGAGAUUUUUGUGCAGACUAAUGACUAAUUGUUGAUGCCAAUCCACUUUUUUUUUCCUGUUUAUUCUUUUUACACACGCUAUUAAAAUGAUUUACUUUAACUUUGUUUUGAAUGUCUGUAUUAGGGGAAUCAAGGCACAGGGGCACCCACAAUGAGUUUUUUUUCCACUUAAAGCAGUAGUUCAGUGGUUAUUAUGCAUGUUACCUUUUGAGUCACAUGAUCAUUAUGUGCCUGGGAUUGAAUCCUUCCAGGAAUAUUUUAUCCUCUCUUCCAUCUCACAUUCCCUUUUGUAUGGAUAAAGAAAAGCACAUUCUCCUUAAAAAAAAAAACACAAAGUUGAUUUUAGGACCUUCUUCAGUACGGGCCACACUGCUGCAGCACUGGAAAUGCUCAUGGUGAAGUUGACAUGACAGUUUGUCUACCACAAAUAAGACUUAAGUGGAUGUUGAAAGGAGCUGAUUAAGAUAGACAGAGUGCACCAAAAUGCAGUUGUCUCUUAACUGGGUGCACCCCAUCCAUCGACAUUAAGGCCGUCUUUUUUUUAUAGUAUGCAGCCGCCUACGGUGUUCACAUUCCAUGCCGUGUUUGAAAUGGUGCCGUAUGAGGAAAGGUGUGGAAAUAAAGCAAGUUAUU